CUACCCUGGCUGAGAAAGCACAACCCCACCAUCGACUGGACCACACUUUCCAUACAGUUCGCACCCUCCCUUCGGGCGAUGAUAUUCCAACCCACAAUACGCCAAGAAAGGAAUAGGAUUGAAGAGCUACCGAGGGAUGAACCGGACGCGGUAGGGGAUACACCGGAUGAUCCGCGAGUAGUACUGGAAAGCGUAAGCGAGAAUCAGCUCCCGAGAAACCUCAACGAGCCACUAGCCUGGGACCAACCUAUGUACGCACCGCAAGGGAAGAACUCGAAGCAGCGGAAGCGC
Molecule: messenger RNA, 291 nt
Organism: Schizophyllum commune H4-8
Lineage: Eukaryota; Fungi; Basidiomycota; Agaricomycetes; Agaricales; Schizophyllaceae
Exons: 1
Source: RefSeq, a predicted model, not a curated record